AUGCUAAAGGAACGGGAGAGCUCGGAAGGGUCGCCCGCAACCCCAGAUGAAUGUGCUGGUUGUGGGGGUAGAAUACAAGACAGAUAUUAUCUACUCGCUGUGGACCGUCAGUGGCAUGGUGCUUGUCUUCGUUGCUGCGAAUGUCGUUUGCCUUUGGACACAGAAUUAACGUGCUUCUCCAGGGAUGGGAAUAUUUAUUGCAAAGAGGAUUAUUACAGAUUGUUUUGUGUCAAACGUUGCGCCCGAUGCGGCAACGGGAUCACCGCCAACGAGCUGGUGAUGAGAGCCAGGGACAUGGUUUAUCAUUUGACCUGCUUUACGUGCGUCGCGUGUGGCACUCUACUGUCUAAGGGCGAUGUCUUCGGAAUGAGAGACGGUUUGGUAUACUGCCGACCGCACUAUGAUGCAGCGUGCUUAGAUGACUAUUGUGAUGAUGAUAUGAAUAUGUAUAGGUGUCAAGAACUACAUAGUGAAAGCGAUUCUCCCUCGCAGUUCUACUCAGGAGGACCCAGCACCAAAGGUCGACCGAGAAAAAGGAAACUCGCCCAAGGAUCAAUAGAAGAUAUGCAAGUUCAAACUAUGCGGAUGGCUAGUACUGCAUUAGUAGAAGCAUCUCAGGGAGCGUUUCCUCCGAUUAACGAAGCUGUGACCGCGCCAACCGCAAGCUUGCAGUCCAGUACAACCGAAAUCCUCCAUAGAGGCGACCUGUCAUCUUCAAUGGAAUCAUUAGCGUACGAGUCAUCGGUUGCGUCACCGGGCAGUGUAUCCAGUCACACGCAACGCACAAAGCGCAUGCGCACCAGUUUCAAGCAUCACCAGUUGCGCACAAUGAAGUCUUACUUUGCCAUCAACCAGAAUCCCGAUGCAAAAGAUUUGAAGCAGCUCGCACAGAAGACUGGCCUGUCCAAAAGAGUUUUGCAGGUUUGGUUCCAGAAUGCGCGAGCAAAAUGGCGGCGCAAUAUAAUGAGACAGGAGUCAAAUGGGAAUCCGAGCCAUUCUAGUAACGGAACGAUUGUCCCGAAUCCGGCGUCAAGCGUGGGUACAGGCGCAAUGCUGCUAUCGGAACCUCUACAGAUGGACGAUAUUAGAGUGACCACACCACAUCCUCACCCUAUGACUUUCAACGAACUGUACUGA
Messenger RNA from Diatraea saccharalis (sugarcane borer), 1137 nucleotides. Lineage: Eukaryota; Metazoa; Arthropoda; Insecta; Lepidoptera; Crambidae. The record is from the annotation of a GenBank genome assembly.